GGGAAAACUGGCUGUUCGAUUCUCAGACGAGAUCUUGUCGAUACAGAAAGGUGCGUGCCGAAUAUGUCGAAGAAGGGAGGUGAAAUGCUUCGUAUUCCGGCCGCUGAGCGCCACGAAGAACGGCUAUCUGGAUCUGUCAGAUUUUGAAAAGAUGCAUCGUAUCCUGCGGACAAUAGCGUCGCAUACAACGCAUUUCAGGAAGAGGGCUGAGGUAGAUUGGGCAAUUGGGAAUUUUACGAGUGAUAGGCCAUACAUGUGUUGUCUAGCUGUACCUGUCUGCUCGCUUGAGGAUCACUGCUUUCGAGAGGCUAUGAUGAGUUCGCAGAACUACAUCAUGGGUGUUAUGGAGGGAUCGAUCAAACCGCGUUCGAUGAAGGAGGAUAUCAAACGUGCUAAGCGCAAGAUGACCAAUACGUCCGUGGGAAGAUCCUUCAGCAGCACCCCAGGAGCCAUGAGCCCUACUGGCUGGAUGAGCCCCGGCUGGAUGAGUCCCAUUAGCCCCGGAUCAUCAUUUGGCGCAUACACCACACCACCAUCCUCCUUUGAACAACCAAACGACCCAACCAAACAAGACAAACUCUGCACAAUCGGCACAACAGUCUUCAUCGGCAGACCCUCCCUUCAAGCCCGCGCCCCACAACCCGGCCAGCUAACCUGCCUCGUCCUUUCCUCAACCUGGCCCGAAACCCUUCUCCCUGCACAAUCCAAAAACGAAGCCGACGAAGCCUUCGACUACUGCCGCAUAGCAGGCUACCAUGAGCGCCACAUUCUCGAAACAGCAGACUACCGCUGCGCGAUCUGCUCCGACGCCGUGCCCGCUCGAAGCCUAGUCCACAGGCCUAUCGCGUACGUUCGAACGGGUAGGAAGGAGGUACAGGAUAAACGGCUGCGGUAUGCGCUGAUGAGGUUUGCGCCGUAUGUCGAAGGGCGGUGGAAUUGUCCGGAUGCAAUUGAUUUCUUUGGGGAAUAUAGUGAUGCACAGGUUUUUGAUUUUGCGGUGCCGAUUUGUCGGAGUAAAAGCAUCUGCGAGGAGGUUGCGAGGACUGCGGCGAGGGAGUUUGUGAAGUUGUUUAUACCAGGGGAUAUGAAGUUUAUGUUUCCUGGUUUGAGCCCUGACACAGACUUGGCCUUGAUAGAAUUCGAUGAUGGUCUCGUCUACGAGGAUAACCCUGAACUCUUGGUGAAGAAGAUUGGUCCGUACGCCCUUUUAUCCGAGAAAGGAGACCGUGGCGAAGACCCCAUGGACUGCGCGUUGACUAUCACCAAACUCCGCCGCUGGUACGAACUAUGUUACAAAGAAGAAGUCACCAAGCGGGCGUAUCUCAAACAAAUCGGAUACAAGCGGACCGGCGACGUCAGUGAAUCGGAUAGUGACAGCGACGACGAAAGCGUGAUUGACGAUUCCGUGAUCUGGGUUUACGAGCGUGAAAGCCGUGGCGAUGGUGAUACGGAGUCUAGUACUAGGAGCUCGAAAACCGCCAGGCUGGAGGACCAAUUAAGACGGGAGACAAUCAUCCAAAGACUGGAUAAUCAGACGCUUUUUUCUCCGGUGCUCAACCUUGACUUCUGGUUGUUAUGCGAGGCUGCCGGUAACUCGGGUAUUUAUGGGGGGGUUGAUGGGAAUUCAGAGCACAGCGAUUCUACCGCGCGGACUGAGAGAUAUGAAGAUUGAUCCGGAAAUGGAAUGCGCUAUUACUGUGUGGAUAUGAACUCAUGACUAUUAGUCCAGGCCAAUAUGGCAAUCCACGGCCCAUAUCACGCAAAUUUAUAAUGCAUAGUCAC
Messenger RNA from Aspergillus ruber CBS 135680, 1782 nucleotides. RefSeq lists its product as uncharacterized. NCBI's taxonomy places the organism in Eukaryota, Fungi, Ascomycota, Eurotiomycetes, Eurotiales, Aspergillaceae. The coding region runs from base 152 to 1672 and encodes 506 amino acids. The record is from RefSeq and is a predicted model, not a curated record. The transcript has a single exon.